UCGCGACGCCGGGCGGGCUUGCACGGCGACCUUUACCGCUGUCGCUUCACUAUCGCUGCGCUGUCUCUAUCUGCCCCAUCGCUGCAGCUGCACGUCCGCAUGUAACGUCACGCACAGUCUUGGCCUGCAUCCGUGAUCCUGGAAUUGAAGACUGCCCGUCACGUGCCCAACACCAACGUCCCUCCACCACCACCGCGCUCGGCCCGACCCAUCACACCUCGCCGCUUGCCUGCAGCACUGCAGCAGCACACCAUGGCGGACGAAGCGUCCUCGAUCCGCUCCUCGCAGGGCUCUGCGCGCCGGGCGCCCAAGAACCCCCAGCAGCAGCUCUCGCAGAUCGAAAAGUCCGUCACGCACCUGCUCGUCGCCACGAAGCAGCUGCUCGAGACUCUGACCCUGUGGUCGCGCGGGACCGCCACCGAGAGCGAGGUCUCGGACGUGUACGUGCGGCUGGGCUACGAGUUCAACAUCGCCUCGCGCGCCUUCAACGCCAUCGGCGUCGACACAAAUGACCUGGGCAACGUGCCCGAGCUGCUGCGGGGGAUCCUGGAGGAGACGCUGAGCCAGGAAGCCUCGCAGACCAGCCUCGACAACUUCCUGCCACGCAUCCGCGACAUCAUCAUCAACCUGCUGCAUGGCCUGAAGAAGAAGCAGCAGCGCCUGCGCCAGCGGACCGGCCGCGACGGCUCGCUGAACGGCGGCAGUCCGCGCCAGAGCGUCGGCACCGCUGAGCCCGACGAGCCUCAGCAGCAGACGCGGGCCUCGAGCCAGCGCCUGCCCCCCCGCGACGAGAACGGCACCAACCCCGACCUGCCGCCGCGCUCGUCGUCUGUCGCCGGCCGCGUGUCGCCGUCCAAGUACGACUCGCUGCCCACGAACCCGCGCGCCAACCGCAACACGGGCGCCAGCCAGCUGUCCACCGACUCGUCCAUGUCGAGCAACACCGCCCAGCAGAUGCCCGUCAUGGCCCCGUACCCCGACGACGACGCCAUGCCGCAAACCCCCGAACCGCCAGCACAGCCUCCGCGCUCCAACAACUACCCCGUCGACUUCCCCCCGCCGCCGCCCCCGCCGAAGCAGGAGGAUGCCCUGGCGGCCCUGCAGCGGGGCGGCGACCUGGAGAGAAGGGCCUCGCGCCGUUUCUCGGCCUACCAGAUACAGAAGCACCUGGGCACAAACGGCAUCCCCAUUGCCCCCGUGCAGAACUCGCCAAUACCGAACCGCGGGAGGGACGUGCGAGAGUCGAUGAAUGCUGUAAGAACUAGGGGUGGCAUGCACAAUCGGCAGCGCUCGAACCAGCAGCGGCCGACGGUCGACACCGCCGUGGAAAAGUCCCACGUGAGGCGCAUCUCCGAAGAGAGCUCGCAGAGCGCGCCUGUUUUGCCGCCGCCGGAGGAGGCCGCGCCGCAGCUGAGUCCCAUGCAGCAGACGCCGGAGGAGAUGCUGGCCAAGCCAGAGUUCCCCGCCACGGACCCAUCUCUCGGGGCUACGAGUGGCCCGUUGGGCGACCCAAUCGACAUUGCUGGCGAGAAUGAAGAACAACAAGCAGCGAACGUGCCUGUGCGCAAUGGCUCUCGCAGAGUGGCCAAAUCGCCGGAUCCGCAGCCGCAGUUCGUGCCCGAGCAGUCACCCCAGGCCGGUAAGGAACUCACUCUGUUCCUCCAAUACAAGAGGAAGGUCAUGAAGUAUGUCUUUCCCGAUGGAUCUGAGCUCUCGGCUGGACGCCUGCAGCUGGCGUUCAUUGAGAAGUUUGCUUGGGACACGCACCGACACGGCGAGCUGCCCGAGAUCCACAUCCAGGAUCCCGUCUCGGGUGUGCGUUACGAGCUUGAGGACCUGAACGACAUCAAAGACCGCAUGGUCCUCGUCCUCAACGUAGAACAGCUGGACGAAGUCAAGAACCACAUCGACGACAAGUUUGGGUCGCUACGGGAAUUGGUCGAGAGCAUCAAGACUGUCGUGACGGAUCAGCAGUCGGCCAUCGACCGCGUUGCCGAGCGCCAGCAACAAACAGCACGUGAACUUGCUGGCAUGGCAGCAGCGCCACCCAGCUCAGCGCGCAAUUCGGCACUGCUGCCAUCCAGGCCAUUCAACGGCACGCCACCCGAGGGCACGCUGACAUCGGCCGCCCAGCUGAGCGAGGUGCAGUCACUUCGCCGCGACCUGGCUGUUGUCAGACAAACCUACACCUCGUUCGUCUCCGACAUACAAGCCAGCAUGGCUACCGUCCGCACCAAGGCGGCCGCGGUCAAGUCGACGGCGAUCAAAGCUGCACUGCCAUCUCUCGACGGAGACACUGGCCGCACGUACAUCAACACAGGCAAGAAGAACCUGCAGGACGAGUCCGAGAAGAUUGUCAACCGGGUCGACGAUCUCCAAGAUCUUGUGGAAGACCUCCGCAAGGAUGUUGUUAUGCGUGGUGUGCGACCAAUGCCGCGCCAGCUCGAAGUCACAGCCAAGGACCUGUCCAAGGCCACUGCUGAGCUCAAGAAGCUGCAGGACUUCCUCGCCAAGGAGAAGCCUCUCUGGACGAAGAUCUGGGAGCAAGAACUGCAGACAGUCUGCGAGGAGAGGGAUCUCCUCACCAUGCAGGAAGAGCUCGCCGCAGAUCUGCAGGACGAUCUCGAGAAGGCGACACAGACGUUCGAGCUCGUUGAGCAGGCGACCAAGCAGCAGAACCUGCAGAACGAGAAGGACCAGGCCAAGGGCGUCCGCACAGUCAGCGGACAGAAGGCCUUGAAUGCGGUUGCCAUCGACAAGGCAGUCGACCCCCGCCAGGCCCGCGACGGAGUGCUCGGCGAAGUCAAGGCCCUGCAGCCAAACCACGAGAGCCGGCUCGAAGCUAUCGAGCGCGCCGAGAAGGCACGGCAGCGCGAUCUCGAAUCCCGACGCGACGACGAGUUUAAGCGUGAGCUGGGCGACUUUGUUGCAGACGGCAAGCUCAAGAAGAGCGGCGGGUUUGAAGAAGUCGAGCGCGUCCGCGCGAUGCGCGAGGAACGUGCCCGCAAGGAGCACAACGAGCGCGAGGCCGAGCGCCUCCGGAAGAAGUCAGAGAAGAUGGAGGCGCAGCGGCAGGCCCGACUACAGGCCGCUGCAGACGCCGCGGCCGCAGAGCAGAACGGCGCCGAGAAGGAAGAAGCGGCCCCAGAAGACACGCAGGAAGACGCUAAGGAGGAGAAGGCCCCGUCGCCUGAAGGUGCAAACCCUUCUUGAGACCGCCUGAUCCACAUUAGCUGUCACUGUGGCUGAUCCCAGGCAUAGACACCCCGCGCCUGCGCUACACCGUCCGCCCCUGGGUCACCUCGGGCGUCCCGCUGCCGAUGCGCCUCGCGCACACAGGCCUGGCCGCACACCUCUCCCACAGCGCCUCGACACCCACUAUCCGCGUCGAGACGGCCGAACCCGCGACUCCGCCCAGCAUCGACUCUUCCCGCGGCCGCCGCACGCCGCCCCUCAGCCUGCGCGCCCGCAAUGCUCAUAGCGCCUCUCCGCUCCCUAAGCGCGCGCGAGCGUCCACGGUUCCGCGCCGCACACCCGAUGACGCGCAGGACGACAGGGACGCCGCGAACAGCACACUCAGUCCCACGCCCAGCCUGCGCGGUCAGCAGCUCGCGAGCUGGUUCUCGGGGCUGCUGGGGCGGUACGAUAAGGCGUGAGGUGUAAACGUG
Boeremia exigua is the source of this 3668-nucleotide messenger RNA. RefSeq names its product actin-interacting protein. The coding region runs from base 253 to 3213 and encodes 986 amino acids. Gene Ontology annotation, molecular function: cytoskeletal regulatory protein binding. Gene Ontology annotation, cellular component: cytoplasm; cell tip. The transcript has 3 exons. Lineage: Eukaryota; Fungi; Ascomycota; Dothideomycetes; Pleosporales; Didymellaceae. The record is from RefSeq and is a predicted model, not a curated record. Gene Ontology annotation, biological process: establishment of cell polarity.